Molecule: messenger RNA, 1374 nt
Organism: Danio aesculapii
Lineage: Eukaryota; Metazoa; Chordata; Actinopteri; Cypriniformes; Danionidae
Exons: 5
Coding region: 44-1258 (404 amino acids)
Source: RefSeq, a predicted model, not a curated record
CUUCUAUUACAGUUUCCCUGUCGGAAACACAGAGAUCUCCAGAAUGCAUCCAGAAGUAAAGAUGUUGGCAGCUGUUGUAGUUAUAGUCAUGGCAGCCGGUGUGAGUAAUGGUGCCAGUGUGACUAAAUGCAGUCUGAAGCAGGAACUUCAAGCCGUCCUUGGGGCGCCUCUGAAUGCGACUGACAUUCUGGCAAAAAUUGUGUGCCAUGUGGCGCUGACCACCAACUUCAGUACCAGCGCCGUUAACACAAUCCCUGAGCCUACAGAAAUAGCGGACGGUCAUGGACAUCGCCAUAGAAGAGCUGCAAAGGGUCCAGAAAGAGUUGCAGUGAUCUCCAACUUCACUACCAACCCCAACAACACUGUCCCGCACCCGGAGUCAUCAGAGGAACAAGAAAGUCAUGAAAUUCGCCAUAGAAGGUCUCCAAAGGGUCCAGAAAGAGUUGCGGUGACCUCCAACUUCACUUCCAACCCCAACAACACUGUCCCACACCCGGAGUCAUCAGAGGAACAAGAGAGUCACGAAUUUCGCCAUAGAAGGGCUGCAAGGGGCCCAGAAAGAGUUGCAGUGACCUCCAACUUCACUACCAACCUCAACAACACUGUCCCACACGCAGAGUCAUCAGAGGAACAAGACAGUCACGAAUUUCGCCAUAGAAGGGCUGCAAGGGGCCCAGAAAGAGUUGCAGUGACCUCCAACUUCACUACCAACCCCAACAACACUGUCCCACACCCGGAGUCAUCAGAGGAACAAGACAGUCACGAAUUUCGCCAUAGAAGGGCUGCAAGGGGCCCAGAAAGAGUUGCGGUGACCUCCAACUUCACUUCCAACCCCAACAACACUGUCCCACACCCGGAGUCAUCAGAGGAACAAGACAGUCACGAAUUUCGCCAUAGAAGGUCUCCAAGGGGUCCAGCAAAAGGCCGUCCUGCUGGUAAAGUAACCCUUCCACCACCUACCACGAAGCCCAAGAAAACUGAAAUGUGGACGAUGUACGGCUUGUUCCAGCUUAGUGACCAUAUGGCGUGCAAUUCUACUCAAAGCAGUAAACCGAAUCUCUGCGGACUGAGCUGCCAGAAGCUGAUAGAUGAUGACAUCACUGAUGAUUUGGCAUGCGUCAAGCUUCUUAUCACUAAAAUUACUGAACAUGGUCCUGGCCAUCCAUUUGCUGAAGGAAUGAAAGCAAUGAAAGAAAUGCUCAAUCCACAGUGCGUCAACGUCAUGAACUCUGCGUACUUCUCAGACUGUCCGCAAUAAAGACUUCACAACAUCUGGACUGAAAUCCUGAGUUUUGCACUUCGCUUUAAGACAUUCUAGCACACGUAGCAUGUGUGCCUUACAUUGUUAUAUUCAUUAAAAUCUUUUGAGAAGCA